CCGCUCUCGGCUCCCUGAAACCUCCUCCAGUCCCAGGCGGCCACCGUUCCACGCUGGGACGGUGGCAUCAAGUACGUGCGCUUCGCCGACGUCCAAGACGCGCUGCUCGCAUUCAUGACGACCGAGCGCCUGAUCAACGUCAGCAACGAUGCCAUCUCGAUUCAGGGGUACUUCGACGGUGACAGCGAGCUGGCGACCGCCAACCCCGAGUUGGUGAAGGGCUUCGCAUCGUUCGCGGUGCAGGAGGGUGGUGCCAGGCUGCUGAACCUCGUCCGGUACUUACUGGUCGAGAGGCUGCUUCCGGUCUCCUCGGCCAAACUGGCCGACAUCUACAACGUCACGGGCAACGAGGCAUUCGGCGUCCGUGUUGCUGCCUGCAGGCGAGAGGUGGUUGGCCUGACGCCGCGCGCCUGGGCCGACCUGAUCUUUCGCAACCUGCUGGGCCUGAAGUACGACACGGUGGACGCCCUGGCUCGUGACGUGGUCAACUCGGCGUUCGACCAGCUCGCCGGCUGGGUGGCGGACGCGGAGACGGCGGAGGGCGCCAAGCAGCGACUGCAGAGGACCCGCUUGCUCCUGGGCCGCGCCGCCGCCAAGGAGAGCCUCAAGGCGCGCUACAGUCACGUCAAGGCGCCCAGCGACGGCGCGCCCUUCAUCGUGUGGCUUCUCCAGACGCUGCAGGUGGGCCGCAAGCGCCUCGCCGAGGCGUUGCGCAAGGGGAGCGCCGCGCCGUAUCUGGAUGCCGACGACCCGGAGCUCCAGGUCCUCGAUUCGUAUCCCAAGGCGAUCCUGGACCCAGUCCGGCUGGAGGUUCUGGUGACUCCAGCGAUGCUGUUCCCGCCUUUUCUGGCGGAAGACGUGCCCAGCGCAGUCAACUACGGCGCCAUCGGAAGCCUCGUGGGAUCGCUGCUGGCGCAGUCGCUGGACCCGUCCGUCGGCGCGUACGACGUGCUGGGACGCAGGCUGGACGCAAGCUGGUAUUCGGAGGAGAGCGUCAGCGCCCGCAAGGUCACCCUGGAGUGCGUCGGCGCAAAGAGUGCGCCACAAGAGAGCGGCUCGCUGUCCCAUGACCAGACAAACGAGGUGCUGGCUAACACCUUGGGACUCCGCAUGGCGCAUGCCGCCUUCCUCGCUAAGCUGGACGUGAACAGCACCCGGAAGGCGACCGCCGGCGCCGAGUGGAGCGGGCCCUUCUACUCCGGCCGCGCCGAUGACGUCAGGGGCCUGCAGCGGCUCUUCUUCGCCGCCCACUGUUUCCAGCUGUGCGGCGUGUCGCUGCCGCCAAGCGUCGCCACCUCCGGGCUGCCACUGCGCGACCGGUGCAACCUGCCGCUCAUGAACUACGCCGAGUUCGGGCGCGCGUUCGACUGCCCCGCCGACAGCGCCAUGGCUGCCGACGCGACCAACAGCUGCUUCCCGGAACUUUCGGCUCAUUGACUUCGCUUCGUUCUUCUAGCUUAGUUAAUUCGGUACUUUUUAUUGUCGAUAUAAUCGGGAGCUCUGCCCGGAUUUCGGUACAUUUUUCUUCUUAUGUGUUUUUUUUUUUAAUAUAGCCCAUUUUUAUGCUCGUCAGUUGGAGCAAUGCACGUUCGAUUUAAGCAAUCAGAGUGUUCUGAGGCCGUUAAUUUCACUAACGUCGCUUCUGAGCUUAUACUACUUACUUUACUGUUUUGUACUCGGCUAUGAACACGCAUAUUGAACGAAUUAGGUCUUGAAGGUUAUCGCGUCUAUAUUAAACCAAUCUCUCAGGCGCACGUCACACUUGCCCGACAUUUAUUUGAUUGUCUUCUUUGGUCCUUUAUCUGUACUGACUUUUCUUUGCAGGGGGAGGGACGUUUUUCAUUCAUGUGCCACAAAUAUCACUGAUGCUAUUUAAUCGUUACUGAUAGUUGGUAGUCAUACAGGGCUAAGGUCAGUAAGGUCAUCACCAAUUGAACAAUACAUGGCUUGGCCUACAGGACCAAGUAUUAAAAAUAAACUGAUUAUU
Dermacentor silvarum is the source of this 1987-nucleotide messenger RNA. RefSeq names its product membrane metallo-endopeptidase-like 1. The transcript has 4 exons. Gene Ontology annotation, biological process: protein processing. The record is from RefSeq and is a predicted model, not a curated record. Gene Ontology annotation, cellular component: plasma membrane. The coding region runs from base 115 to 1437 and encodes 440 amino acids. Gene Ontology annotation, molecular function: metalloendopeptidase activity. NCBI's taxonomy places the organism in Eukaryota, Metazoa, Arthropoda, Arachnida, Ixodida, Ixodidae.